AUGCGGAGUUCGACCCUAUCCCUCGUCUUGCUUUGCAUUCAAGGUCUCUGUUUACUGGUUGCCUCCGAUGUUUCCAUCUCUCUUUCUAGCCAGACAGUGCCCUCCUGCCAGACUGGGCGGGUGGGGGUGACGACAAAGGAGAUUAUAUCCCAGCUGGCCAAACGCAUGAUUACUAUCACUCUGACCACGACAUCGACGGACACAACCGACUGUACAUGUACGGAAACGGCCCUUAGCACGACCGUUAGCACCGAUUGGAUCCAAACGACAACCUCGCUCAUGGCAAGCUCGUCUCCACAAGCCACAGCGUCGCAAACUAGCACCGACGUCCAGUCAACGUCAAUAGACGUCUCAAGCACAACCACUAUACCCGCUUCUACCGAGACUCCUGUCGGUGAUAUCUCCACCGUAACAGACUGGAGGGUGACCACGGUAGUGAGCUUUAUCACACUCGCUCCCAGCGCUCCUACUCCCUUGUCGGGUGGAUCUUUCACGCAAGAUGUGAGCGUGUCGGUUCAAUAUACCACGGUCACGGUCCAUGAUACCGGCUACACAACUCGUUGGGGGACUACAGGACUUUCAAACACGACGCCAAUCAGCCAGUCAAUUCCGUCGUCAAAUAGUGACUCCCCUACCAUGACAGGGAGUGGAGUAUUUGUUUCAGCGAGCUCCGACCAAAGUUCGACGAUCACGGUAUCGAGGACCACGGCAAUAGGUACGAGCGUGAUCGAUAGCUCGCAAGUGGACCUAUCGACAUCAAACACACCCAGUCUGCCGAGCGAAUCUGCUCCGGAUGAAGCUCCCAAUUCAGAUCCAAGCGCGUCAACUCAAUACGCCACAGUUACAUUUCACGAUACCAGCUAUGUGACCAGUUGGACAAUGACCAACGUUCCAAGCAAUACGGCGGUCACGCAGUCAACUCCCACAUCGUCCAGCGACCCAUCUAAGCUCUCAGAAGAUCAAGUCACGCUCUCAUCACGUACGAGCCCUGCCGGAAAUUCCACAAUCGUAGUAUCAACUACCACCGUCGUAGUCUAUACGAGCGCUACUGAGAGCCCACAAGGGGGUCUAUGGAUUACGGUUCUACCCACUACAACAGGCGACGCGGCACCUUUAUCGUCUCUUCCGCUACCUACGAGUCCAGGUAACCCCUCAGGCCAGCCCACAGAGGAAGGACCCGACUCUAGCCUAGUCGCCUCUCAGUCCAAUACAGGCGGCUCCAGGGUAUCUACCGAUCAAAUUUCGAUCGAUCAUGCGACUGAACAGGAACUAAGUUCGAGAGUCCAGUCGUCGACGGAGCUGUUUGUCACCCCGGCCAAUCCUGUGCCUCUUUCCGGAAGUCCCAGCGAUGGGCAGGCUCAAACUAAUGAUAGAAGUGCCGCGUUGUCUUCGACAUCGGUUUCCCCCAACUCAUCGCUUUCCAUCUGCCCGACCAGAGUCAUCAAUCCAACGUACACACCGACAUCACGGCCACCUCGCGACUACACCUGGGGCUGCCCGCCAAACUUUCUUUGUAACCCAUCCAAGAGAACGGCUAACGGUGAAUGCAACUUUGAAGCUGGGCCACCGGCCGACACCUAUUACUGUGCGCCCGAGGAGUGUAUUCCCAGUCCCCCGCUGCCUAGUACUUCAUUUCAGGGCUCGACGACGUCGUCCGGCCAAAUACGAUUCACUGUGGCUCCGGGAUUUAUCAACUUAAGCCCUCUCCAGUUCGGGCUUGGGUACGAUAUUUUCGAGUUUCCCGAACCGCGAGUAAAUACCCAACGAGACCUGAACAUUCCGGGAAAGUGCUAUGGUCCGUGUAACGAUGCGAUGGAGGCGGCCGAAUCAAUUACCAAGACCCAGAAGCUGUGCUCUCCAGGUUCUCCAUUCCAAGUGUCCCAUCGCGCUUGCAAAUCCUGUGUGGACUCCGGCUCGGGAGUGCGCACUACGAGUUCAGCUCUUCCGGAAUUCCAACAAUUCCUUUUCUAUUGUGAGGGAUCGACCAUCGCUACGUCGACAAUCCAAUCCCACUCAGCCACAUAUAGCAGAGGGCGGAGCUCUUCAUCUAUCUUUUCGGCAACAGGAACUAGAGAUACCGUAUAUUCGAAUUUCAAGCAAACCGUCAAAAUGGGGGCAUUUACGAUCCCUCCUGGAAAGGCCACGUCUACAUCACGCAUCGGGUCAACUUCUUCCCAUCUUCCAGCGUCGCCAACAGGCCACUUGGUUUACACGGGUGGAGCCUUCCACUACCCAGCACGCUCCUUCUGGGAAGUUAUGAGUGUUUUCCUAUUCUGUGUUUGGUUUACCUUUUAA
This is a messenger RNA of Penicillium canescens, 2295 nucleotides long. RefSeq lists its product as uncharacterized. The record is from RefSeq and is a predicted model, not a curated record. The transcript is spliced from 2 exons. Lineage: Eukaryota; Fungi; Ascomycota; Eurotiomycetes; Eurotiales; Aspergillaceae. Bases 1 to 2295 code for a protein of 764 amino acids.